AUGGAGGUUCCAGAGAACAAAAUGGUGAAGAUGGUUGCUUUCUGUUUGAAAGUUACAACGGCUGUAUGGUGGGAUCAGUUGCAGAAUUCACGACAGAGGCAAGGAAAGCAACUAGUUCGUACAUGGCGAAAGAUGAAGCAGCUUAUGAUGGAUCUGUUCCUACCUACUGAUUAUGAACAAAUUUUGUACUGCAUGUACAUCAGCUGUGCGCAAGGCAAUCGUUCGGUUUUUGAAUAUACUGAAGAGUUUAUGCAUCUAGUGAAACGUAAUCAUUUGACCGAGACCGAAAAUCAAAAGGUUGCAAGGCAUAUUAAUGGCCUGAAAAUUUCCAUUCAAGAAAAAAUUGGUUUGCAAAAUAUGUGGACUUUGCAGGAGGCUAUUAAUAUGGCGUUAAAGGCUGAGCUGUUGGAGAAGGAGAAACGCCAAACUAAUUACCGCAGGAAUACAACGGAACAUUCAGAAGGUGUUGCUUCUUUUCCUAGUGACAAAGGAAAAACACAGUAG
This is a messenger RNA of Prunus armeniaca (apricot), 504 nucleotides long. The record is from the annotation of a GenBank genome assembly. NCBI's taxonomy places the organism in Eukaryota, Viridiplantae, Streptophyta, Magnoliopsida, Rosales, Rosaceae.